UGCUUUAGUUUCUCAAUAGCGACCGGAGGAGGUGGACGAGUGUCGCGCGCGCCUUCUACCUCCCUUGAAACUCGUACAACGUAUUGCAAACUAAAUGUGCAUUUAACUGUACGGAUCUGUAUUUAUGAAUUAUAAUGUGUAGAAUGCAGUGUGUGUUGGCGUUACUCGCGCUCUCCGUGGGGUUGGCACACUCCUGGGACAUCGCCGUGACAACAGGAGAUCAACUUGAAUUUUAUACCAAUGGAACCAAAACUCACAAUGAAGAUGUUCAGUUUAGAGACCUCACGGCCUUAGCUUACGAUGCCGUUCACAACAUGCUGUUGUUUGUCGACAAACAGAGCGACAACGCUUCCAUAUUUAGCUUUAGCAUAUCUAACAACAAAACACAAUCUUUGGUGAGAAAGAAAGCAUACGAGAACAUCCAGGGUCUCGCCUUCGAUCCAGUUAAAGGAUUGCUCUUCUGGACUGACACAAAAGAGAGGAGCAUAUACUGGAUUUCACUAAAACCGGGAUCAAAGAACAAUGUCUAUGGAAAUCUAUUGAUUAAGAUGGAUGACGAGAUCCCUAGGGCUAUUGCUGUGGACAGCUGCAGAGGGUAUAUUUACUGGACCAACACUAACACUACGAAGCCCACAAUAGAAAGAGCGCGUUUCAAUGGCUCGGAGAGGGAAGUUGUAGUCGACACUAACAUGUUCAUGCCAGUUGCCCUGACCAUUGAUCAGCAAACAAGAAAAUUGUACUGGGCUGAUGACAGGGAAGGCAUACACUAUUCGAUUGAAAGUUCAGAUUUGAACGGAAAGGAUAGAAAGACUUUAUUACUUGGCAUUCAUCAUCAGCCAAACGCAUUAACGGUGUCUAAAGACUCUAUUUAUUGGGUAGAUUGGGACUACAGGUCCGUUUGGCAAAUAUCAAAGUACUCAGAAGGAGAAACGGAACCGAAACAGAUUAGUAACUUCAAUAACGAAAUCACCUUCGGUAUCGCUGCCAACUAUAAAAUUGAAGACCAAACUCAGGGGAUUGAAGAGUGCAGAGAACUGGCGAGUUUGCCCCGUAAUGACUCGACAAUCAGUGACUCUAUCAACAUUCCCACAGAUGUGGGCCUUUUCUGCGUCCAUGGUGUUAAAGUUAAUGGCAAAUAUGUUUGCAAAUGCACUCCAGGCUAUACCGGCGAAAGAUGCGACAUCUCAGUCUGUCAGAACUACUGUUUCCAAGGAGACUGUAGCGUUGAUGCCGUGGGACAACCUAAAUGCAGAUGUAACGCUGGUUAUUCCGGGGAAAGGUGUGAGGUCAACGCGUGCCAUGGUUACUGUCUAAACAACGGACUGUGUUCACUGGAUGACAAGAGCGAGCCUGAAUGUCAAUGCAUAGGAGAUUAUGAGGGUUCUAGAUGUGAGGCAGCUAAGGUGUUCACAACUACCACUGAGAGCGUUGUCGUCAGUCCUUCUACAACUGUGGCGCCAGUCAAAGUUGAAACGAAUGAAAGUUGCCAGUGUAACAACACUCAACCGAUCCCUAGGUUGGCAAAAGAUGUCACUACAGAUGAUUUAAUUUCGGAGAAUGUUAUAAAAAGCUGUGAUGAUGGUUGGGACCCAGUUAGGGACCCAGUCAUCAUAAUGCUGGGCGUUCUCUGUGGCUUACUUUGUUUGGCUUGCGCGGUACUCAUUACCAAAGUCCUGCACUUGAGAAGGAGGCCAAGGAUUAAGAAGCGUAUCAUCGUGAACAAAAAUGUAACACCAAUGACUGCACGGCCCGACCAGUGCGAGAUCACCAUUGAAAACUGUUGUAACAUGAAUAUCUGUGAAACUGUUGAUAAUGCUUGGGCAAGUCAACCGCAAUGAGUUUGGUCUGAGCAGACUCCAUGUUUCGAACCAAGAUCAACGAUACGACCAACUUUACUAGAUUCUAAACCCGGCAAGGAAGAAAAGAAGAAUUUGAUUGCAAACAUGGAGUAUCCAGACGACCCUUACUAACAUCUAUGGAUUUGUUUUGAGUGGCGUACAAUACUUUGGCUAUAACACUAAGGCACAAUAUUCAUAAGGAUUUAUUCGGGUAAAAUGUACUUAUUUAUUUUAUACGUUUUAUCUUGGUAUGAAAGAAAUCAUGGCAUAAAAAAGUUUGGCCACUUUUUUAUAAUCAGGCUGUGAUGUUACGGGUGCUAAAGAAAUUGCUAGUGUGGAAAUUACUGUAUUCAAAGCAAAAAGUCGCAUUCACUACAAAAAAGUUAUGUACAGGCUGUUAUAUUUUACCACUACUUGUAAUUGGACGUAAACUGGUGUAAGUGACAAGCAGGAAUAUAAAAUACUUUUUAUCAAUGAAAGUUUGUCCAAACCGGAUAUUCCCUAUGGUAUUGUGCCAAAGGUUUACAUAUAUGUGAUAUUUGAUUAAGGGUUGAGUAAAAGACACUAACAAACGAUUACAUUAAUCUUUGUGCGUGCUCUAAGGGCUGUGUAUGAUUGCUAAAAUCUGAGUGCAUGGAAACUAGAUUUUAGGUGUUAUAUUAUUUAUUCGGUUGCAGUGGGAUCAGGCAUAUCGUAAUACGUAAACCUUGAGGAUCUUUGCUGAAAUUCACAUAUUUUGGUACAUGUUUUUUUUCGUUAGCGUUCACAAGGUGCCUUCCUGUUAACUUAGUGCUUUACGACGAUAGCAUAUCCAUGAUUAAGUUCACACAUGUUGCCGAAACAUGCUGAUUUUAGCAGCGAUCCUACCGAAAUAGGCAUUUGAGUCGAUUUUUCGUUAUUUCCUGUUUUAUCAUUUCGGUAAACACUUGCUAUAUUUUAGUUCAUUGUAUCGAAAAAGUUUACUUAUGUCGGUUUCUACGUUCUUUUCUUAUUUGAUUAAGUUUUAGCGACUUUGUGCCAAAGCUAAUAUUUUUCGUAUAACGAAUUGGUUGCUUCCUUAUGCGAUUUAUUAAAGAAAAUAUAAUCGGCAACGCCAAACGAUAACGUGAAAUGGUCUCGAUAUAAAAUAUAACGUAGCAUUUAUAAAGAAAUAAAAAUAGUGUACUAUUUGUACAGAUUUUUGUUAUUAUUUUGUACUGUUACCAAAUUAUUGUUUAAUCAUAAUCAUUAUUAUGGACAUUUUUAUUUAAUAAUAUUAUAAUUUUUUGAUUAUUUUCGAUAUGGCAUUGUAAGAAUUCUUUGAAAAUCAUCAAAAAAAAAUACUGCAUGGGUUGUAUUGUACGUCUUUAAGAAUUGUUUGAGACUUAAAUGUUUAACGUCUUAUUCCGUUUCUGUGUUCAAAUAUUUUAACCACCAAUGUGUCAUCAAGUCAUCACUCUGUAGCUUGUAGCAGUUUUCUGCACACAAUGGCCCAAAUUAGUUUUUCAACUAAUUGAGCUGAAGAUUCAUAACAAAAUGUGUUCUUCCAUAAUGAUGAAAGUACUGCGAUUGUUGACUAUUUAUAAUCUUAACAAAAUGUGCGAACAAUACUGUUUUUAUAAAGAGAAUGAUCUUUGCUAAUUUUCAUGAGCUUAGGCAAUUAUGACAAAUCUGUAAAAACUAUAUUGACUGUGAAAAUUAUUUAGGAUCAUCUCAAUCAGUGUUAUUGAAUGUCCCUAUCUGCUAAUAACCGUCAAAUAUAAGUUCUUAAUGAAUAUUUAAUUUCCAAAUAUUAUUAACGCAGAGUUUGAAAGUUAUGGUAGAAACGGGGACGUCUGAAAGGUUGUUCAUUUAGUUUGUAAUCAUCAUAUGAAUUUAACUAUAUCAACUGCUCGCAAUCAUUAUCCUUUGCCAAAAAACUUAAAUCUUAAAUGUAUAAUCAUGUACCAGUUUUAAUGUCGUUGUAAGCAGUGUGAAAUAGUUUUAUUUCAUGAUUUUUAGCGCGGUGCCUCACUUCUCGAGUUAAUGUUAGCUACACUGGGCUAUGGACUUUUAUCGGCUCUUUUAUAAUUUUUAUAGAGGACGCAGGCAUGGUACGAUAUACCAUUAAGAAGUUUUGUUAGUGAGUUGCCGAUAAGUCCGUAGUCCCAAGUUCAAGCCUCAAAUCGUUGUGAACGAUUGAACCAUUUUUAGGCUUUUAGUGUAAGAAUUUGCGUUCCUAUAGGUAAUUCUAAAAAACAAUAUUUAUCAGAGUACCUCAAUAUAGAUAAUUUAUUUUAAAAAUAUUUAUGCAAAUUAGUGACAACGUUUUGUGCACUUACAUAGAAGAUAUAUAAUUUUUCGGCUAUUAAGUACUUAUUUAUUUGUUCUUGACUGUACUUGUUUACUAGAUUAUUGUUUUGGCCUAGAAUCUCAAGUUACUUAAAAUUGUAUCGUACUUACCGCAAUUAGGUACCUAUGAAACUAAGUUUGUUUCUGUUAAUCAGAAGAUAACACGUGCACAAUUUAGUGUUGUACUUAACAUUCUAGAAUAUAGACUAUACUUGCCAAGUUACUAAUUUGCCUCUAUUAUGAUUUAGUUUCCUCGCAGCUUACCUUAUGAAGAGGCACCUCUACUUAAUAAACCCUAUAUUGGUGGUACUUAGCUAAGUAGUUAGACAAUUUAGAAAUUACUUUGUUAGUGUUAGUUUUAGCUGUGGAUUGAUAAUAUCCACAUCAGAAAUGUGAUAUUAUUGAGUCUUGGUAUAAGCAUAUAUUAGUGAAUAUUGUGAUUAAUAGUAAUAUUAAAUUAAAGAGCUUGCAUAAA
Helicoverpa zea (corn earworm) is the source of this 4623-nucleotide messenger RNA. RefSeq names its product protein cueball (gene cue). Bases 135 to 1838 code for a protein of 567 amino acids. The transcript has 8 exons. The record is from RefSeq and is a predicted model, not a curated record. NCBI's taxonomy places the organism in Eukaryota, Metazoa, Arthropoda, Insecta, Lepidoptera, Noctuidae.